UUUAUUAUCUGUGAAAAUGGUGUCUGAAAUUGAAGAUGAAAGUUCAUUUUCGCUUCUCAAGUUUAUAAGUGAUGAGGGACUUGUGGCUUCUCACGAAGAGAAAUUGAGGAGGAAGGAUAUUAUUGACAAGCUUAAAGAGAUACUGAUGAUCUGGAUUAAAAGAGUUGCAUAUCAACGUAGGUUGCCACAUAAUCAUAUUAAAGAUACUUCAGCAACAAUAUUACCACAUGGAUCAUAUGGCCUUGAUGUUUAUGAUGCAGAGUCCAGCAUUGACGUUCUUUGCGUUGGCCCUUCUUUUGCUUCUAUGGAAGAAGACUUUUUCAUAGUUUUGCAAAACAUGCUUCUAGGGAGACCAGAAGUGUCUGGUAUACACUGUGUCAAGGAUGCAAAGAUUCCUUUGUUGCGGUUUACAUUUGAAGAAAUCUUGAUUGACUUGUCAUUUGCUAAAUUCCAAAUUAUAGCUGUUCCCGAGAAUGUGGAUAUACAUGACCCCUUGUUCGUAAAGGAUAUAGAUGAAACAAGCUGGAAUAGUUUGUCUGGAAUACGGGAAAUGAAUAGCAUCCUGCAGCUUGUUCCAGAUGUAAAGAUAUUCAAGGAAUUAUUAACUUGUGUUAAUACAUGGGCAAAGAGGAGAGGAGUGUAUAGUGAACUAUUUGGGUUCUUUGAAGGCAUUCACUUGGCUGUUCUAACCGCCUUUAUUUGUCAAAAGAACCCAAGUGCCAGUUUGGGAAAUCUGCUUUCUAUCUUUUUUAAGACAUUUGCCUUUUGGCCUUGGCCCGAACCAGUUGUUUUACUUGAAGGAACAACAUUGCCACCUCUUCCUCCUGGAACACGGCCAUUGAUGCUUAUUCAGUCGUUAAGCACCCCAGAUGACUUUUGCAGUUUAAACAUGACUAGCACCUUCAACAAGAUCAGAUCUGAGUUUCGUAGAGGAUAUCGUCAGACUGAGGAUCCCUUCAAGCCACAGUUUGAAUGGGGAAACCUCUUUGAGCCAUUCCCUUACUCAAAGAGUUACCUUCGUUAUAUUAAAAUAUGUCUUUCAACUUAUAACAAGGACGAGACUGGGACGUGGGUGAGCUGGGUAAAAUCACGCAUCUGUAGUCUUCUGGCUAAGUUGGAGGAGUUGCAUGCUUUAUGUGAUCCGAACCCUACAGAGUACAUUGACACAAGCAUAGGGGUGCCCAAUGUUGUUUUCUACUGGGGAUUAGUGCCUGGAAGGGGGGAUAAAUUGGACCUAAAUGCUGUAACACAAGACUUCAUGGAAAAACUCGGUAUUGGUUAUCUCAGUAACCGGGGUCGUGUGACUCUAACCAUGGUUCAAUCAUCCCAACUACCUAAACCUUUGCAGCUUGCUAGCAGUUUUAUAAAAGAACUUCUAAAGCCAAACCUUAACCAUCAUCAGGAAAUGAUACCAGUGUGUCCGAUGCAUGCUCCUCAUUAUGUUGGGUACAUGGAAACUAAUGGAAGUCCUUUCGAGCUCUCAAAUGGGGAUAAUUUGAUUGAUUAAAAUUGGGUUUUCCGGACGGUUUCUCUAUGUUGUGCUUCUUGUGGUCUUUUAAAAUGGUAGCAUAGGUGGACAGAAAUUUUUGGGAGGAUACGGUGUGGUGGAAUAUGAUACAAAAUGGAAAACAGAUAUGAUAUAUUGUGUAUAUUCUUGACUCAUUUUCACUACAUGGAAUGAAUACUUUGGCCAAAUUGGUACACCACCA
Messenger RNA from Erigeron canadensis, 1709 nucleotides. Its product is annotated as nuclear poly(A) polymerase 3. The transcript has 10 exons. The coding region runs from base 17 to 1507 and encodes 496 amino acids. Lineage: Eukaryota; Viridiplantae; Streptophyta; Magnoliopsida; Asterales; Asteraceae. Gene Ontology annotation, cellular component: nucleus. The record is from RefSeq and is a predicted model, not a curated record. Gene Ontology annotation, molecular function: poly(A) RNA polymerase activity; RNA binding.